Molecule: messenger RNA, 1350 nt
Organism: Rhodofomes roseus
Lineage: Eukaryota; Fungi; Basidiomycota; Agaricomycetes; Polyporales; Fomitopsidaceae
Product: aryl-alcohol dehydrogenase
Exons: 15
Coding region: 217-1257 (346 amino acids)
Source: RefSeq, a predicted model, not a curated record
GAUGUUGUCUUCAGACGGUUGUCUCAUCGUUCGGGCGGGCUCCCACCUCCUCGCCGUCGAGUCGACCACACUUUAGUCAUGGCAUGUCUCAGGCCAGGCAUGACGCGUCCCAGUGUAUUCCGAGGAGGCGCCAGAGACCUGCUCAGUACUUAAGGGGCUGCAGCUUCCUGAGUACUUCAGCAAUCUCCCCACUCGUGUAUAGAGUAAGUUCUCAACAUGUCUCUCGAGAAGAAAUCCAUGCCAUACGUCCGGCUCGGGAAGUCCGGCCUCAAGGUGUCGAAAAUCAUCCUAGGAUGCAUGUCCUACGGUAACAAAGGCUGGAGCGAGUGGGUCAUCGACGAACAGGAGGAGGUAACCAAGCACAUCAAAUAUGCCUAUGACCACGGCAUUCAGACAUUUGAUACGGCAAAUGUAUACUCCAAUGGCCUCUCGGAGGUCAUGCUUGGCAAGGCCAUCAAGGAACUGCAGCUUCCCCGCGAGGAGCUCGUUAUCCUCACCAAGGUCUUUUGGCCAGUUGCGCCCGCCUACGAUGUGCUGCUCUACGGCAAGGACCCACAAGAUUUUGGGAUCAUUAAUCAACACGGGCUGAAUCGCAAGCACAUCUUUGACUCGGUGAAGAAGAGCCUCGAGCGCCUGCAGGUCGACUACAUUGAUGUCCUUCAGUGCCAUCGGUUUGAUUAUGACACGCCGAUCGAGGAGACGAUGCAAGCCCUCCACGACAUUGUGCAAGCCGGCUACGUCCGGUACAUCGGCAUGAGCUCUUGUCAUGCCUAUCAGUUCCAUGCUAUGCAGAACUACGCCAUUCAGAACAAGCUCACGCCUUUCAUCUCGAUGCAGAACCACCACAGCCUCAUUUACCGCGAGGAGGAGCGAGAGAUGCUCCCCACGCUCAAGAUAUUCGGGGUCGGCGCGAUUCCCUGGUCGCCACUCGGCCGCGGCGUCCUCACCCGCCCGCUGUCGGUGCAGACGAAGCGCGGCGAAACCGACGGCUGGGCGGGGCCGUAUAAAGAGUGGGCGGGCACGUCCGACAUCGUCAAUCGGGUCGAGGAAAUCUCGAAGAAGAAGGGGGUCAGUAUGGCUCAGGUCGCGCUCGCGUGGAGCUUCUCCAAGGACGGUGUCACCGCACCAAUUGUGGGGACGACGAGCCUGAAGAACCUCGAGGACCUCAUUGGCGCGGUAAACAUCGAGUUGACACCGGACGAGAUCAAGUACCUCGAGGAACCGUACAAGCCACUUGAAAUCUUUGGACAUUCUUGAAUGUCCUUUUCGCUGCGGUGAGCCCGGGUCCAGAAUGCUUGCCUCGAUUUGUGACAUAUGUACAGGAGGCGAUGAAAUGUUACGAUACUAGUU